This is a messenger RNA of Fomitopsis serialis, 948 nucleotides long. RefSeq lists its product as uncharacterized. NCBI's taxonomy places the organism in Eukaryota, Fungi, Basidiomycota, Agaricomycetes, Polyporales, Fomitopsidaceae. The record is from RefSeq and is a predicted model, not a curated record. The transcript is spliced from 8 exons. Bases 1 to 948 code for a protein of 315 amino acids.
AUGCCUUUCUCCGCUGCAGAGUCGAAGCUAGUGUCCAUAUUCGUCCAAUCUGUCCUCUAUGGGAAUUAUAUGACACUGUUCUUCACCACGACGAAAGCACUGCUAUGGAAGCGACCUUCCGGGAACCCACUUCGGAGGAACAUGCUCUUCGUGUCUUUCCUGAUGUUUGGGAUUGCGACCACACACGUAGCGACGAACUUCUCGCGCAUCAUUCUCGCGUUCAUCAACAACGUAGACGCACCGGGGGGCCCCGCCGCGUUCUUCAAUGAGAUGUCCAACUUUACGCAGAUGUUCGGAAGCACGCUGUACGUCGCGCAGACGCUGCUCGGUGACGCGAUGGUGCUGUACCGUAGCUAUCUUGUCUGGGGACGAAAGCUGUGGGUCAUCGCGUUCCCGUUUGUCCUUCUUCUCGGGAGUACCGCGACUGGCGUCGGCAUCCUGUACUCCUUCGACAAGGUUGACCCUGAGGCCUCGAUCUUCGUGGUCCAGCUAGGGCAUUGGAUCACCGCGUUCUUCUCCAUGACCUUCGCGACAAAUGUCGUCUGUACCGGUGCGUUUCCAUCGUUCGUCCCGGAUAUCAUCUCAUGCCGAGGAACGCGUGUCCGGAUCCUCUGCAAAUAUAGCGUUGGUGGCGUACCGGAUCUGGGUCGUCAACCGGACCCAUCUUUUCUUCAGGUACCGGGACCUGCGCCAGUCAUGAUCCUCAUCGUCGAGUCGGGCGCGCUGUACUCCGCGACGCUUCUCGCGCUGCUCAUCCUGUACAACGUCGACUCGUGGUUCCAGUACGUCGUCCUCGACGCGGUGUCCUCCAUCGUCGGCAUCGUGUUCUCUGUCAUCAUGUUGCGCAUCGCGACGGGCGAGUCGAACGCAGAGGGCGAGACUGCGCUCCUCGAACCUACGGGUGUCGCCAGCGGCGUCCAGCUCUCGAGGCAAUGGGUGUACCUGUAG